This is a messenger RNA of Ictalurus furcatus (blue catfish), 1035 nucleotides long. RefSeq names its product olfactory receptor 52K1-like. The record is from RefSeq and is a predicted model, not a curated record. Gene Ontology annotation, molecular function: olfactory receptor activity; G protein-coupled receptor activity. Gene Ontology annotation, cellular component: membrane. The transcript has a single exon. NCBI's taxonomy places the organism in Eukaryota, Metazoa, Chordata, Actinopteri, Siluriformes, Ictaluridae. Bases 44 to 1021 code for a protein of 325 amino acids. Gene Ontology annotation, biological process: G protein-coupled receptor signaling pathway.
AGUAUUAAUUGAUUUUUUUUCCAGGUGUGAAGAAGCUAUUCAAAUGAAUUUAAGCUUUAAUAGCACCAAUGGGACGGACACAUUUGCUGAUGGAUUUUAUCUAGUUGCUUUCAAUUCUUUGGGCAAUAAGAACUACCUGAUACUGGCAUUGGCAAUUAUUUACCUGAUUACUUUACUAUGUAAUUGUACCCUUCUCUCUGUAAUCUGGAUGAACUCCAGUUUACAGAACCCCAAGUUUCUUGCGGUUUGUAACCUCGCUGUCGUUGACAUUUCUAUGAACAGUGUUAUUAUUCCACAGAUGGUUCCUGUAUUUGUAUUCAACCUCAAUCACAUCAGUUUUGAAUUGUGCUUCUCCCAAAUGUUUUUCAUGCACUUUUUUGGUGACAUGGAGUCCUUUUCACUGGCUCUAUUGGCUUAUGAUCGCCUGAUUGCUAUCUGCUUUCCUUUGCGCUACCCUACUAUCAAUACUAAUCUGAGGAUGGUGCUUAUCAUAGCCGGGCUUUGGCUUCUGGUUUUUUUGAUUGAGCUUUACCCUGUAGCUCUGGCCAGUGGUCUGUCCUAUUGUAGAUCAAGGGUGGUGCCAAGCUGUUGUUGUGAGCAUGGCCAGGUUUACAAGCUAGCUUGUGGAGAUACGUCAUAUAACAGGAAUCUGGCAACUACUAAGACGUUAACUGUUCUGUUUGGCCCUCUAACUUUUAUUAUUUGCUCGUAUGUCAUAGUGGUUGUGGCAGUGUUGCGAGUUGCAUCUACAACCCAACGCUGGAAGGCCUUCAACACCUGUCUUACUCACAUGGUUCUGGUGCUUAUUUAUUAUAUGCCAGUCAUUUUGGCUUACGUACUAGGGAACUUGCGAUUAGUGCAAUCAGUUGAUCUUUUCACAACAAUUCUGACAGUGUCCACUACACUGCCGGCCAUGUUAAACCCUAUCAUAUAUAGUCUAAAGACUGAGGAACUGCAAGACAAGUUGCUGAAAUGUUUUAAACCACGUAAAGUGUCACCACAGUUGAUGAAAAAGUGUUAAUUAUUCAAGCAAAG